AUGUCUCACCAAACAGUUUCCUCCGAUACUGAUAAAUCUCUGGAGUUCCAUAUUUGCACUUCUGUAUCUGAGUGUUUCAUGGCGGGGAACGGAAAUGGCGACGACACGGGGGACAUGUUUUCUAACACGUUGCAAGAAAUCAAACAAAUACAAGAUUCUAUGAACAAUCUGGAGAGGCAUCUUGGUACUGUGAAGCAAAAGUUGGUCACUGUCAAAUCUCAUAAACCAGGAACCAAUGAUGUCAUCCAAAAUCUUAGCAAAGAUGUUGCGGAUGCAGAACAUGCGAUGAAGCAAAAAGAAGAAGAGAUCAGGUCUUUGAAGGAUCAGCUGCAGGAAAAGAAUGAAAUAAUUCAUGAAUUAAAACGAGAUAGGGAAGCUUCUGGGCGUUGUCUGCUGGAAUCUGCAAACACAAUGGACACUUUAAAGGACAAACUUACACACUUAGAGACACUGUGCAGUGAACAAAAAAUCGUUAUCGCAGAAUUAAGGAAAAGUGUUAUAUACCACGAGAAUGAGAUUACGCAGCAAAACACAAUCAUUUCCAAGUCGGAAAGGACCAUAAGCGAACAGACUAAGACUAUAGAAAAUUUAGGUUCAGCUGUAAAACGCCAUGUUGAAGUGAUUUCAAAGCAAGGAAACCAUAUUGAACAACUACAAAAGACCGUCUCUGACCAAACUCAUCGACUUGGAUCGUUGGCAUUACAGAACGAAGAACAAAAGCUGACACUCAGGAACCAACGCAAGGUGAUUCGAGAACAGGAUGGGAAGCUAGAGCAGCAGCAGAGGACGUUACAGUCACAAGGUAGGAGUAUAGAAUCGCUACAGCGGGAUUCUGCUGAGAGGAAACUGGCGAUGCAAGAGCAGAGCAGGCAGCUGAAUGAUCAGGCAGGUAUUAUUGGACAGCAAACAGAACGUAUCCAAACACAGAACAACCAGCUGCAGCAACAGCAGAAGGAUCUGGACUUCCAGAAGAGAGCAACGAGUCGACUUGAGAAUAUAGUGAGUGAUAAAGGGCAGCAGCUCGACUCGACUUUGAAAUCUUUCAGAGCUGAGAUGGAUCAGAUGAAACAGGAAGGAAACAUACGAGAAGGACAGAAAUACAGGAGAGUCGAUCAGAUGACACAAAAUGACAGGAAGACAAAGAAGUCAGACAACAAGAUUUGGCAUUAUAAUUGAUAUGUUAAAACAUUCGAACGGUAACUGCAUUUGGUAACCAUUUGCCCGGCACUGUCUUGUCGUGUAGACAGCGUGUAUAGUAUGUGUGUCAGGUAAUAUGUUGCGGUGUUAAUCCAAACUGACUUGGAUAUAGUCGUAUUUGUUGUUAUGUCCUGGUCAGGUUGUAUGUGCGACUGUGUAUUUUGAUAUAAACACCCGGUGUUACAUUCCUGCAGUCCGAAGCAUUAAUUGUUUCAUAAGACGACAAGAAAGUUAUUUCUUUCUGUGGAUAUUCCCGAUUAUAAAUAGUUAUAGCAUAUAAAGAUCUGUAACAUGUUGAGAAAUCAUUGUGAUCGGUUGAACGAGUAUUUUUACAGAUAUGCACUAUGUGUCUGUCUUGAAAAUAUGAAGCUUCAUUUUAGGUUAAUUGUCUUAUGGCAUUCUUUAUUGCUGUAGUCAAAGUAAUUUUCCGUGUAUUUUAUUUAGAUAUCCGGAAUUAUUUAGGUUUAAAGUCUAUAUGUGUGUACAUUCCAGAAAUCUUUCAGAACUGCUGUCCCUUAUCUGUCCCGAUAAUGGCUUCAAUUGAAAAAAACUGGUCUGACGAAUGGUCUGAUACAUCACAGGUCGUCGUGUCUUUGCGAGGAUUAAAAAAAAAUACCAAAACAACUUGCUUCACGGUACAAUAAAUUAGGAUUUAUCAUCUCCAACUUUUUUCUUUCUUUUUUUAAUCUUUAAUCCUGGCAAAGACACGAGGGCCUGUGUGAUGCAUCUGCGUAUUGGACUUCGAUAUAACCGUUAUUAAAUAGAUCACGUGAUACAUAAAUAUUCAGAUGGUUUAUUAUGAAGUUUAUUCCCUUAAACGGCCUAGAAAUAAUCCAGUGAUACGAAAAACGCACGUGUUUGUUAGUCAAGUCUACUUAUAGAUUCAGGGUGGUUUGUGAACGGACACACAUACACACAUGCACUCAUUCGAACUAUCACAUGCGUGUACAAGCCCAAAUUUCUACACGCCACGCCACGCCACGCACACACUUGCUACGUUCACUAAACUGUAUGAUACGAAGGUUUGGUCCAUUUUGGACUGUGGUUCAUGUAUAUGGCUCUCUGUCUUGUAUCAAUGCUGUCCAAAAUCGUGCUAUGCGUUUCUUCUUAGGGCUUAAAAAGUGUGCCCCAAAUAAGGCUGUUAAUGGUGAAAUAGCAUGGAUACCCCCAGUUGUACGCCAGUGGGGAAGUACUGUCAGAUUUUAUAAACGUUUAUGUAACCUGCAUUUUAGUCGUAUUACCAAAGAAAUAUUUUUAUGUAGUGAUCGAUGGGCGAUCCG
Haliotis rubra (blacklip abalone) is the source of this 2477-nucleotide messenger RNA. Its product is annotated as golgin subfamily A member 6-like protein 22. Bases 1 to 1176 code for a protein of 391 amino acids. Lineage: Eukaryota; Metazoa; Mollusca; Gastropoda; Lepetellida; Haliotidae. The record is from RefSeq and is a predicted model, not a curated record. The transcript has 2 exons.